Chrysochloris asiatica (Cape golden mole) is the source of this 1755-nucleotide messenger RNA. RefSeq names its product EF-hand and coiled-coil domain containing 1 (gene EFCC1). Bases 1 to 1755 code for a protein of 584 amino acids. The transcript has 8 exons. Lineage: Eukaryota; Metazoa; Chordata; Mammalia; Afrosoricida; Chrysochloridae. Gene Ontology annotation, molecular function: calcium ion binding. The record is from RefSeq and is a predicted model, not a curated record.
AUGGAGGGCGCGUCGAGCGACCCGUACCGGCGGCCGGCGCGGCGAACUCAGUGGCUGCUGAGCGCCCUGGCGCACCACUAUGGGCUGGAUCGCGGCGUGGAGAACGAGAUUGUGGUGCUGGCAACCGGCUUAGACCAGUACCUUCAAGAGGUCUUCCACCACCUGGACAGCCGCGGCGCUGGUCGCCUAUCGCGCGCGGACUUCCGUGCGCUCUGUGCCGUGCUGGGGCUGCGCACCGAAGGGACAGUCGCCUCCACUGAGGCCGCUGGGAACGGGAAUGCGGGGGACGCGGCUGCUGGGGAGGCCGUCGACAGGGACGUGGACGCCGAAGAGGAAGCACGCUUGGCGCUGUGCGCCGAACCUUCUGAACUUACCUUCCGCCAGUUCCACGCUCGCCUCUGCGGCUACUUCGGCACCCGCGCGGGACCCCGACUGCCCCGCGGCGCGCUCAGCGAGCACAUAGAGACGCAAAUCCGCCUGCGCCGCCCGCGCCGCCGCCGCAACCGCCCGCCCCACGCGUCUGGCUGCGACGGCGGCCCAGACGGCGAGCGGGUGGCGAGGCUUGAGGAAGAGAACAGCAGCCUUCGAGAGCUCGUGGAGGAUCUGCGCGCUGCGCUGCAGAGUAGUGACGCACGCUGCCUAGCGCUACAGGUCGGCCUCUGGAAGAGCCAGGCAGGCACCCUCCAGGAAGGGUGCCGUGGGCCGCAGGAGACGGCGCGGGAGCUGCAGCAGGCUAGGGGCGCAUUAGCUGCAGCGGAGGCCCGCGAGGGGCGACUGCGCAGGGGCCAGGCCGAGGUGCGGCAGCGCGCAGAAGAUGCCCGGCAGGCCGUGCUGCACAGCCUGUGCCGCGUGCGAGAGCUCGAGGCGCUGGCGCAGCAGGUACCGGGCCUGCAGCUCUGGGUGCGGCGGCUGGAGGCAGAGCUGCAGUGCUACAGGUCAGAAGUCACCCAGCUCCCAGUCUCACCACAAGCCAGCCCAGAGCUAGAAACUAACAACGGUGAACCUGAAGACAGUGUGGCCAGAGACCCAGGCCCCCUUCCUGAGGGAGCAGCCUGGCAGUCAGACAGUAGCUCUGGAAGCAGACACCUGGAUGAAGAGGAUGAGCAGCUCUUCCGCUCUGUGGAAGGCCAGGCUGCCUCGGAUGAGGAGGAUGACCACGAGGAGAAGUGGCGGGAGGAGCAGAGCCCCCCACUGGCUGAAGUCAUGAAGCUGCUAGCAGGCCUCUUAAACUGCAGGAGUGGAUGUGAUGACCAGCCUGCCAAGCAGCUCAUGACUUGCUUCAGUCACCUGGGCAAUGCAGACCACACCCUCACCCUGGGGGAGCUGGAGGCCUUUGUUGCCAUGCUAGUGGAGCAGCUGGGGACCCAGGACUACAACAGGAAGACCCUGGGGACACCUGGAGAGGAGGCCGAACUGCAGCAGAAGGUGGAGGAGAAUGAGCACCUGAGGCUGGAGCUGCAGAUGGUGGAGACAGAGCGUGUGCGCCUCUCCCUGUUGGAGGAGAAGCUGGGGGAUGUGCUGCAGCUCCUGCAGAGGCUCCGGGCCCUGAAUAUAUCGAAAAGAGCCGUGGGGAAGAUUUUACUGAGCUCGCUGGACGCUUGCAGGGACCCCACACACGAGGGCAGAACUAGGUCCUUGGCCGUACUAGAUGCCCUGCACCAAGCCCUAGCCAGCUGCAAACUCUUACGAAGACAGCCCUUGUCUCCGGCCUCCACAGCUCCUGCCCUCACCGAUUCCCUUCUCAUCUCAUGCUGA